UUCCUCUUUCCCUUGUAAGUAAAUUGUAGACUGUCGACGUCAUGGAUUUCCAGUCAACUACCGCUAUUCAUUCACGAACGGAUACUUUAUUUAGUCAGAAGAACAGCUGUCUUGAGUGUCAUUUCAGAGCAGAAUGUCCAGCCUGUAUCACACUAUCAGUCAGAUCACUGAUGAGCUCAGCACAGAUGAAUGUAAGCGGGUCUCAUACCUGUGCGGCGCUCUUGAUAUAGACAAGUUCUCCACAGAUCCCAGAGGGAUGUUACAAUCUGUGCUGUGCCAAAGGAGAAUUGACAACACGUUUCUCAUGGAGCUCAUUCUGAAAAUAAGACGCUAUGAUCUGCUGAGAGAGGUGCUGAGCACCAGCAAAAGCACGGUUGAGGGACUGCUAAAAAAUGGCCAUUCUGUAUCAGAAUACAGAGUACUGAUGGCUGAUGUUGGUGAGGACAUGGACACAGAGGACCUGAAGUCAUUGACGUUCUUACUGAGAGGCACUUUACCAAAACAUAAACUGGAAAAUGUCCAGAGUUUUUUAGACAUUGUAGUGGAGUUGGAGAAGCUCGACCAGCUCUCUAGUGAGAAGAUGGAUUUGAUUGAACAAUCCCUGAGGUCCAUUCACAGAGCUGAUCUAGCUAAAAAGAUCAGUCAAUACCAGCAGACAGUGCUAAUGAUUAAACAAGGAUCUUCGCCUCAAGACAGACUGCAGUUCAGCAGAAUGCCAUUGCCAAACAGCUCAUUUGCUAUUCCAUCAGCUUCCUGUAAUGCCAGGCCGGUUUCCAAAUUCUGUGAUAAACCGACAGGAGUGAAGAAGGAACUACUUGUCUCUAACUCCUAUCGUCAGGUAAAUGAGGAAGUGUACAGUAUGCGGAGUGAACCCAGAGGAGUGUGUCUAAUCAUAGACUGUGUCGGCACUGAAGGAGAUGAGCUGGAGCAAACAUUCAAGGCCUUACACUUCCAUGUGAUCAUACACAAGCUGCUGAGUUGGAGAGACAUGCUGUCCACACUGAGGGAAGUGGCUCAUCAGAAGGGUCAUUACAGAGCGUCUGCUUUUGUCUGCUGUAUAAUCAGCCGAAGCCACUCAUCAAAUCUGCUGGGCACUGAGCCUAACGGUCCAGGACUGAACCUGAACGCUGUCAGGCAGCUCUUCACCUCAGAGUUGUGCCCGGGCCUGGCAGGCAAGCCUAAACUCUUCUUUAUCCAGAGCUAUAAUGUGUCUGAGCCUCAGAGGUGUGCUGAGUUUAUGGGUUGUGAGGAUGAGGUGAGUGGAGAGCUGGAGACAGACGGGCCAGUGGUCUUAUGCUGCACGAGGAGCAUCCCAGUGGACGCGGACAUCUUCUGGAGUCACUGCUGGACUAAAGGAGAACAGCUGGAGGCGCCAAAACAUCAGUCUGUGUACCUGAAAGCCUUGAGAUCCUUCUUAACUGAGGGCCAGAAGAGGAGGACUAAUUUGGUAGACGUGCACAUGUCAGUGAAUCGUGCAGUAUAUAAACACAAUCACAAAUCUCCAGAAUCAUCUUACUUUUUAAAUGUGAGACACACUCUCAGAAAGAUAUUGUAUUUGUCAUGAUUCUGUCAUGGUUCCUUACGUUUAAGUGAAGGUAGAGGAUUAUGAAAGAACAUUUGAAGUUUGAGAAUUGAUGAUCAUCAUAAUGAUGUUGAUGUAAAUUGAAUCAAUUAUGAUUUGCAAUAUUUUAGCAAAGAAAUCUCAGGUUUUGUCAUUGUAGUUUCUUAUAUUGUCCACAUGUUGGCAGUGUUGUCCAAUGUCAGCAGUGAACUUGACAACCUCUAGUGUGAAUCUCUUUUAAAGUUUUCUUUGCUUUAAAACAUCUGAACUGAUUGUCCUUAGUAAAACCAAUAAUUUAAUCAUUUAAUUUAACUUAAAUUAAUACCUUGUUGAAACUGGUAAAAGGAUCUUUGAAAUAAGUUCCACAUAAUAUUAAACUGUGAAAAUGACAGCCACUGUCUACAGUCAGUAAAAAUGACAUUGUAAUCUAAAGGGAGAUCUAGGAUUUAACCUGUUUAUAUGCAGGUAUGCCAUG
Messenger RNA from Labeo rohita (rohu), 2036 nucleotides. It is a transcript of the gene cflarb, whose product is annotated as CASP8 and FADD-like apoptosis regulator. Gene Ontology annotation, molecular function: cysteine-type endopeptidase activity; protein binding. Bases 134 to 1564 code for a protein of 476 amino acids. Lineage: Eukaryota; Metazoa; Chordata; Actinopteri; Cypriniformes; Cyprinidae. The transcript has 10 exons. The record is from RefSeq and is a predicted model, not a curated record. Gene Ontology annotation, biological process: proteolysis; negative regulation of extrinsic apoptotic signaling pathway via death domain receptors.